AUGCUGAAUUCUGGAAUGAACAAUCGGGUUAGUAAACAAAAGAAGAAGUCCCCAAGAGUAAGUAAAGCUUGCAACACUUGCAGAGCUAGAAAGAUAAAAUGUAAUGGGAUGAAACCAUGUGCAAGUUGCUCACAGGCCGGAAUUGAAUGCACUUUCGAUACUAGCAGUACUCAUAGAACCACGCUAUAUAAAGAAGAGGAUGAUAUUAGAAAAGAUCUACGAACAUUAACUACAUGUGUCAACACAUUAUCAAAAUUGAAAUCUAUCGAUCCACAGAAGCUGAAUCCCGUUGUUACAGAACUUCAGUCGAAACUGAAUGUGUUUAGAAAUGAUAUGCGUGUAAUGUUGGAGAGUGAAAAGAUUACUGAGUACGAAUCUGAUCGGUCUCUUGAAACUGAACUUAUUGAUUCAAAUUUUAUUAGGUUCAAUAGGUUUACAUCAAGCAAUUUAGAAGAUGAUGAUCUAAAGCAGGUACUUGAUGGUUAUUUUGGCAUCUAUUCCCCACUGUGCUUAUUAACUAACCAGGGUUAUGGAUGGCUAUUCAAGAAGUUGUUCAGCUCUAAGCUUGAUCAUUCGGAUGUGAAAAUGACUUUUUAUCUGUACUUGAGAUUUUUCGAUUUGAGUCACAAUAUUUCAAACCAAGCCUCCAAAUUACAUUCUAUACCGUUUAAGGCUUAUAAUGAGAAGUAUAUGGACAAAAAUAUUCCAUAUUCCGAACAGUCUGUGGUGAAUCAUAUCAUUGAAAGGGCAUGUUCGCUACUUAACUUAACUCAUGAUAAACCUGAAUUCGUAAGGUCUGAUGAUCCGCUGCAAAUUCUUCAAUUUAUGAAUAAGCACAUUGAACAUAUGCAACAUUUCUCCUAUUUAAAAGGUACUGAUCCUUUGGGUCUCCAAAUAUUUUACGGCGUUGAUGAUCUUCUUAGCACAUUGUUUAGACACUGCGAGAGUCUCAUAUUCCAAACCCGAUUUAGAGAUCCAAAAGUGGCGGAUGCUCUUUUGACACAAUUAGAUUAUGCAAAUAACAAGGAGGAAAGUUACCAUAUGAGGGAUGUUGUUUCUUUGAUAACAGAUAAUGUAAUAUUCAAUGGCUUAGACAGAUGGGAGUACUAUAUUGGAUUGAACGAAGCUACUGCAGAUCAAUAUCGUUCCAUCUGGUGGAAAUGUAUAUGGUAUGAUCGUUGGGCAGCAGUCAGUACUGGGAAACCAUUUUUGCUUAAUGAAAACAUGGCCCAAUGUUUAUUACCAAAAAAGUGGAUGAGUUUGGGAUUAAAUGAAACCAUGGAAUCUGAACUGUUAUUGAAUACCAUUGAUUUUGGUAACAAAUUGGUUGACGAUGAAGUAUUUAUUGAUGUAUCUCGUUUUCUGCUAUCAAAGCUGUUAACAACCCAUUUUAAGUCUAUAUUAUACAAUAAAGAUUUUACUGAUUAUCGAGUCUUUUCAUCGAAGUAUCCAAUCUUUGAAGCGACAUUACAUGAUUUGCUGCAAAAUAUAGAACAAUUAACAUGGAAUUUUGCUAAAUUAGAUGAAAAGAUGGAACCAUAUGUUGGUGAAUUGAUCCCUUCGAAUCCAAGAUUUCAUGUUUAUAUAACAAUGAGAUAUUGUCGUGUUGAGGUUUACAAUACCAUUGAAAGUGUAUUGAUAAGGUUUGCUAAUUCACCAAGGGUACAGGAUAAAAAUCUGAUUAAUAAAUUGAUACUGAAGCAAAGAUUAGAUAUUUUUAAGUUAUGUUCAAGUUCCCUGCAGAUGUUAUCAAACAUUAGCACCGCGUUUGACAAUAUAAAGUACAAUAAACUAACAACAAUGUUUUUCAUGCAUACCAUUAUUUAUUCGAUUGAUAAUCCCACUUGCAACAUGAUUGAUACCAUCAAUAACGUUUGUACGAUUGUGCAUAAUGCCCGAGCAUGUAGUCGAAUGGGUUCCGCUAGUGUGUCCACUAAAUUGAAUAACAUUAAAGAAGGUUCAAACUUACCUGUUUAUUUUACAUUCGUCCUAACAAGAAUAUUUUUACAGAUAUAUAUCGAAAAGAGAAAUAUAAGUGAAGAGGUUUUAAUAGCAGAAGUUAGCAAAAUUAAUGAACAAAAUGGAAAUAUGGUUAAGGAUAUUUUAGACAUAAAUUCAUCGUGUUACUCAUUAUUAAUGACAAAUAUUCCAAAUUCCCCAAUGCAUGUUAAAGUUCUAAAGGAUAUUAAUAAAGUUACGAAAACCAAAUUUAUGGAUAAUUUUACUCCACCUGCCUCGGUGAGUAUACCGAAUUCAGACACAGAGAAUGUUGAAACCGUAUCCACUGUUACCGACUCUGAUAAGAACUUGGAAAUAUUCACCACACUAGAUGAUUUCUUACAAUUGAAUGCAUUCUCUGAGAUCUAUGAAGCUCUAUGGGGUGAAUUGGAUGAUUCUUCACCUGAUAUCAAAGAAAAUAUCAACUGCAAUUGA
Molecule: messenger RNA, 2433 nt
Organism: Maudiozyma saulgeensis
Lineage: Eukaryota; Fungi; Ascomycota; Saccharomycetes; Saccharomycetales; Saccharomycetaceae
Source: the annotation of a GenBank genome assembly